Messenger RNA from Haliotis rubra (blacklip abalone), 869 nucleotides. Its product is annotated as choline transporter-like protein 2. The transcript is spliced from 8 exons. The record is from RefSeq and is a predicted model, not a curated record. Bases 162 to 539 code for a protein of 125 amino acids. NCBI's taxonomy places the organism in Eukaryota, Metazoa, Mollusca, Gastropoda, Lepetellida, Haliotidae.
AUCCAAGCCCAACUUGAUGUUUUUUCGACCUGCUGGGUGUGCUAAAAUGGGAGUUGGUGUCAUAACAUUUGGCUGCCCCGCCUCAGGUGUGUGUGACCAACUGUACAAGCACGUACUACGUAUACCUGGAGACGCAGGCCCUGGAGACAGUAGCGGGGGGAAUGCUAACGUCCGAGAGGAACAAGAUGCUGUGUAAAAACAGCGUAGAUCCCACCGCCACUUCGGACCUACAGACUCUGAUAGACAACCAGGACUGUGCCCCAUACUAUGUGGAGAAUACUGCAGUGAUUGGUCGUUGCAUACCGUCCAUAUUUGGACAAGUCGCAGAUCUUGCCUCUGACCUCACAACCUCAGGAGGUUAUGCUCUUCAGGCAGCGGAUGGCACCAAUGUCACUGGGAACGCCCUCGACAGCGCCAGCUACUACUUGGCACUGUUCUACCAGUUCAAGGAGUACCGGGAGCUCAGAUACAAGGGGCGUUGUGGCUUCAUGGUGGAUGCUGUUAGUGGGCCUGGGAAUGGCGCAUGCUGGUUGCUAUGAUCUGGAUUAGAUCUUGCUCGCGUUGGCUGGCUGGCAUCAUGGUGUGGGUCACUAUAUUUGCUCUCCUUGGGCUCCUCCUGGGAUUCUCAACAUGCUACAGCUAUUCAGGAAAUUACUAUGAGUUGAAGACUCGCGAACCCACAACAUCCACAUAUGGCUUCUCACCAUCUUUGCUGCCAACUUCAACUACUUUCUGUCCCUACAGAAAACAUGGCUAGCUUCGGGGUGCAUUUCGGCAAACCAUCACCACCAUCUACCUUCUCCUUAUCUUCUGUCUGUGUACCAGGAUCCGGAGCUGGCCAUCCAGCUCAUCAAGGGGAGGCUAGCAGG